CACCCUGCUCCUGAUAAAUUGCAACAGAAAUCACAGCAAAGAGCGUCUACUGUCAUGUUUUCUUUUCUGUCUGAUUUUCAGUCUGCGCCCCUCCCUCCAGCCUGUAGCCUGACUGGUUUCCGGCAGAACUCUUUGAAUUUGCUUCAAAGCAACGCAUCCAUGUUGAUAAUGAACAGCUCCUUCUUGCAGACACAUGGAGAGGCUUUUCAGAUUAAAGUAACAGCAGUGACUCAGCGUGGCUACGGGGAGGACACCUACCUCGUGAGCACAGUGCCUCCGCCCCAGAUCCCCAGCUGCACUGUGUCUCCCAGGCAGGGAUCCGUGCUCACCACUUUCACAGUCUCCUGCAGCCCUCCAUGCUCAGUGGAUUCAUGCCAAUCCAGGCAGCUCACAUACUGCUUCUACCUGAACUCAAAUUCUCUCUUGCACUGUGGCCCAGAUCCUGAGCUCUUCCCAGUUUAUCUUCCCCUUGGAGAAGAGGAAAAUAAUUUCAUUUUACACGUGACAAUUACCGUUAGCAACAACUUUGGUGAUACAGUUCAAACUAAUUCUUCAGUGAAGGUUGGACACACAGAUAUGAUCGAUGGGAACCUGACCCUACAGGCCAUUGUAUCUGAGAAGGCAAACAGCAUCCUAAAAGAUGGGAACAACAGCAUGAGUCUUUUCCAGCUGUUUAAGUCAGUAACCUCAGUCCUUAAUCACGAGACCCAAGAGGAAAACUUUAACAUAUCUUUACAGACGGACACACGAAAAGAGCUCCGAGGGCUGAUGCUGACAACUCUCUCUGCUGUUAACGUAACAUCCGUGCAGACUGCUCUUCAGAUGUCAGAAGUGUUGCAAGAAAUCACUCACAGGAGCGAGGAGCUGUCUGCCUCUGCGCAGGUAGAAGCUAGCAACACACUAAAAGAUGUAAGUGCUUCCUUGCUCACUGUAAACACAGAGGACAGCAGAGAUGAUCAGAAGCUAAAGGAUGCAGCCACCUACCUAUUUAAUGCAGUGAGCAAUGUCCUGCAAGCUUCUGUACAAACCAGAGCUGUGAACACUUCAGUGCCAGAGGCAGAACAGAGUUCAGUGUCACACCAGCUCCUGAACACAGUUGAAAAUCUACAGAGUGCCCUUUUGUUUGGGAAGGAACCAGACGAUGAACCCAUGGUCCUUACCACUCAUUCUGCCACCAUGUAUAUAAACAGAUUACAGACAGAAAGCCUGGAUGGUACAGCCAUUAAUAUCUCCAACUCCAGCUCUGCCAGCUUUGUUCUUCCAACAGCUUCCUCUCUCAGUGUUUCAGGAAUUGAUGAUGAAACAGUGGAUAUAAGGAUGGUGAGCUUUGCCAUGAAUCCCUUUUUCUCCAGCGACACCAGUUUUGACAUCAGUGGAACAGUGGGAGGUUUAAGUCUUACUGGUCUGGAUGGCUUGAUCAUACCAGUCAGCAGUCUCAAAGAAAACAUUGAGAUAAUGUUACCAAGGCAUUCUGCAACACAGGAAGAUAGGAUUCUGUUGAAUCUAGGCAAUUUUAGCACUUUCCAAGUCAACGUCACCUCAGAAAACACAUCUAUUGUGAUUUACCUGGAAUGUGAACAAGAUGUUCCCCUAAUACUCUACUUAGGGUACAGCUAUUGCCCUAAUGAAACUGACUAUGACCUGAAAAAUCAUCUGUUCUGUAAGAAAACUACUGGAGGUGAGACAAACACCUGGGUUCUUAGCCCAGAACUCAUUUUUGGAGAGGGAACUUACUACUUCACGGUUUUACAAGAUAUGGGAGUGGAUUCCACAGCCCAUGACAGGCAAACUAUAGCUGUCACUUGCUUCGCAUCCCGCUGUGUAUUUUGGGAUGAGCACCAGGGGAACUGGAACAGCUAUGGAUGUCAAGUAGGACCAAAAACAAGUCCUACAAGUACGCAGUGCCUCUGCAACCAUCUGACCUUCUUUGGGAGCUCCUUCUUUGUCAUACCCAAUGCCAUUGAUGUUAGCAAAACCGCACAGCUAUUUGGUACAUUUGUGGACAAUCCUGUGGUGGUGACCACUGUAGGAUGUAUCUUUCUGAUAUAUGUGCUUGUAGUUGUUUGGGCUCGAAGAAAAGACAUCCAGGAUGAUGCCAAAGUGAAAAUCACAGUACUGGAAGACAAUGACCCCUUUGCUCAGUACCGUUACCUUGUGACAGUUUUCACAGGACACCGCCGCGGGGCAGCCACAACCUCCAAGGUGACUCUCACCCUCUAUGGACUUGAAGGAGAGAGUGAGCCACACCAUCUAACUGAUCCUGAUACAUCAGUCUUUGAACGUGGAGGAGUGGAUGUUUUCCUGCUCUGUACCCUUUUCCCUCUCGGGGAAUUGCAGAGUAUUCGACUGUGGCAUGAUAAUUCAGGGGACAAUCCAUCCUGGUAUGUGAAUCGAGUAGUGGUCCAGGACCUUGCAUGGGACCAGAAAUGGUACUUCCUCUGUAACUCCUGGCUAGCCAUUGAUAUCGGAGAAUGCGUCCUAGAUAAAGUGUUCCCAGUGGCUACAGAACAGGACAUGAAGCAGUUCAGCAAUCUGUUUUUCAUGAAGACCUCCAAGGGUUUCCAGGAUGGGCACAUCUGGUACUCAGUUUUCAGCCGCUCCCCACGAAGCUCCUUCACACGAGCCCAGCGUGUGUCGUGCUGCUUCUCGCUGCUGCUCUGCACCAUGCUGACCAGCAUCAUGUUCUGGGGGGUGCCAAAGGAUCCAGCCGAGCAGAAAAUGGAUCUGGGGAAGAUUGAGUUCACAUGGCAGGAGGUGAUGAUAGGCUUUGAGAGCUCCCUCCUCAUGUUCCCCAUCAACCUGCUCAUCGUGCAGAUCUUCAGGAACGUACGAUCCCGGCCAGCUAUGCAGGGCAGAGAGAAGAAGCCGGGAAAGAAUGGCCGGGUGUCUCCAAGCCUACCUCCCACCCCACAGGUCACCCAGGCCAUCUCACUCACUCCAGAGGCUGUGAUGAAGGAUAUAAGAAGAAUUGCCAACUCCCUCUUUAAAGCCCUGAAGACUCCAUCGCUCACCUCAGUAUCAGAUCUUGGAAAAUCAACUAACAUCAACACACUUCUGGCAUUGGUUGAGGACAUCAUCUGCCACCAGAAAAGAGCUGGCCAAGAGUUUUACGAUGAGAGCAAAAAGAAGGAUGACCCCAUAACUGUCACACUAAGUGCUAUGGAUAUACCAGAAAAAGCAAGAAGCCUGACUCCAGAGAAGGGAAUGUGUGAACGACUGAAAUACAAUGAUUAUAACCGUUGCUUGUACAUGCAACUCCAGCAUGUAGAGAUGGAGUUGGAAUUACUAGGGCCCCACAAAUUUCAGAUGCCUCAGAGUUAUACACAAGCUGUUCAUCAAGUUCAGCACAUGAAGAACCUCCUAGAGAACCAGAUUUGCUCAUCAGCAUCCAUCAGUGAGAGGUGGUCUCUUACUCCAAGCUUCUCUGGCGAUGGAAAGAAAAGUUCUUCCAAAGGGCUGCCCUGGUGGUUUGUGUUCAUUGCCUGGUUCCUUGUGGCAGCCACUAGUGGCGUGUCUGGGUUCUUUACCAUGCUCUACGGGCUGCAUUAUGGGAAGGAGAACUCCAUCAAGUGGCUGAUCUCCAUGGCUAUCUCCUUCUUUGAAAGUCUUUUCAUCACACAGCCUUUAAAGGUGCUGGGAUUUGCUGCCUUUUUUGCUCUGGUUCUGAAGAAGGUAGAACAUGAGGAUGAAGAAAACAUGGCCAUUGAUGGGCCUUUGUCUGCACCAGGUGAUUCAAAACCUCUCUUGGGAGCCCGACGGGACAGCAGAAGCAAUAUUUAUCAGCCACCUCCUGCAGCUGAUGUUGAGAAAAUGAAAAUCAGCUGCAUGAAGGAGCAGAAAGCAUUUGCCCUAAUCAGAGAAAUCCUGGCCUAUGUGGGGUUUUUAUGGAUGCUCUUACUGGUUGCCUACGGGCAGAGAGAUCCCAACUCCUACUACCUAAACAAGCACAUCGAGAGCAGCUUUACAGAUGGAUUCCAUGAUGUCUACAGUUACCAGGAUUUUUUCACAUGGGCAAAAACCACCUUACUCAAAAAUCUUUAUGGAUCAUAUACAGGAUUCAUCACAGACGGCAACUCCAAGCUGGUGGGUAGUGCUCGAAUUCGCCAAGUAAGAGUGAAAGGAGACACCUGCCCUGUUUCUCCCAAACUCCAGCGUGUGAUUCGGGAAUGCCAUGCUCCGUACUCCCUACAAACAGAAGACACAUCGGACUACGGGGAGCACUGGAACACUUCGGUCUUUGCUAACUCCUCUGACUUGAGCUCAGCAUGGCAGUACCAGAGUCAGUCCGAGCUGAGAGGGCAGCCCAUCUGGGGCAAACUUGCCGUCUACAGGGGAGGGGGAUACGUGAUUCACCUGGGAACCGAUCCUAACAAUGCCUCCAGAAUUCUCCAGUACCUUUUCAACAAUGUCUGGCUGGACACCUUCACAAGAGCAGUGUUUGUUGAAUUUACAGUCUACAAUGCCAACGUGAACCUGUUCUGCAUUAUAAGCCUGAUGUUUGAAACCAAUGCUUUAGGGGCCUUCUUCACAAGUGCAGAGCUGCAAAGUGUCCGUCUCUACCCAUAUACCAACAGCCUCCACAUCUUUGUUGUUGCAGCAGAAGUAAUUUAUUUUCUCUUUAUUGUGUACUACAUGAUAGUACAGGGAAAACUGAUGAAGACUCUGAAAUGGAGGUAUUUCCACAGCAAGUGGAAUCUCCUGGAGACGGCCAUUAUAUUGAUUAGCUGGAGUGCCCUGUCAGUGUUUGUGAAGCGGACAAUCCUCGGGACCCGAGAUAUCAGCUACUACCAGGAACACAAAGAGGACUGCAUAAGCUUUAAUGAAACAGCAAGAGCUGAUGCAGUUCUUGGCUACCUGAUUGCUUUCCUAGUGCUCCUCUCCACAGUGAAACUGUGGCAUCUGCUGCGGCUCAACCCUAAACUAAACAUGAUCACUUCAACUCUAAGGAGGGCUUGGGGGGACAUCUCUGGAUUCAUCACUGUUAUUGCAAUCAUGUUCCUCGCCUAUUCCAUCGCUACAAACCUGAUAUUUGGCUGGAAGCUCUACUCUUACAAAACUCUCUUUGAUUCAGCAGAGACCAUGGUCAGUCUUCAGCUGGGAAUCUUCAACUAUGAGGAGAUCUUGGACUACAAUCCAAUUUUAGGCUCCUUCUUGAUUGGAUCCUGCAUCAUUUUCAUGACAUUUGUGGUGCUGAAUCUCUUCAUUUCAGUGAUUCUGGUUGCUUUCAGUGAGGAGCAGAAGUACUACCAGGCUUCAGAAGAGGAGGAGAUUGUGGAUCUAAUGGUAAUGAAACUUUUCAGUUUCUUUGGGAUUAAAUGCAAGAAGGAAGAAAAGCCUGCCAGUAAUGAUCAACUGAAGUAAUCUGUCAACAAUUCACCGAUAACCAUAAUGAAGAGCUUCUUUGUGGGCAAGCAGUUUUACUUUUUAACUACCAGCUGCAGUGGCUAGACUUAGGUCAUUGUGCUUCUGACAGAAACGCGGUAGCCUUCAACACAAACUGUUGUCGAUUGCUGUUGUAACAAAGUGUUAGAUGAAGAAGUUGUAUGAAACGCAAGAUAAAGUAUCCUAUGCGUACUUACAGUAGGCCUAACACCUGUAUUUAAUAAACACCGAGUGUUUGUUGCA
Oxyura jamaicensis (ruddy duck) is the source of this 5625-nucleotide messenger RNA. RefSeq names its product polycystin 1 like 2 (gene PKD1L2). Gene Ontology annotation, biological process: detection of mechanical stimulus. NCBI's taxonomy places the organism in Eukaryota, Metazoa, Chordata, Aves, Anseriformes, Anatidae. The transcript has 31 exons. Gene Ontology annotation, molecular function: protein binding; calcium ion binding; calcium channel activity. The record is from RefSeq and is a predicted model, not a curated record. Bases 55 to 5361 code for a protein of 1768 amino acids. Gene Ontology annotation, cellular component: membrane.